CUAACGAUGUCGCUAAAAACGCCUCCACGAGACCGCGAGUCUCUUGUCAGUGUUGUUAUUGUCCGAAAACCCGAUCAUGGCGUUCACCUUUGCAGCAUUCUCAUAUAUCAUUGCAUUGAUAGUGGAUGCAUUUCUAAUAUUUUUUGCCAUUUUUCAUAUAAUUGCAUUUGAUGAGUUGAAGACUGAUUACAAAAAUCCAAUAGAUCAGUGCAACAGUCUAAAUCCGCUGGUGUUACCCGAGUAUGGCUUGCACAUUCUGUUCAACGUGCUCUUCCUGUGUGCAGGAGAGUGGUUUUCGUUGUUCUUGAACAUUCCUCUCAUUGCAUAUCAUGUCAACAGGUACCGAAGCCGUCCUGUGAUGAGUGGUCCAGGUCUGUAUGACCCAACCAGCAUCAUGAAUCAUGAAGUUCUAAGUCAGUGUCAACGAGAAGGCUGGAUCAAGCUAGCCUUCUACCUUAUGGCAUUUUUUUACUAUCUGUAUGGGAUGAUUGUUUCCCUUAUCUCAGCCUCGUAAGAGAUGUCAGAAGAAUUUUUGGAGUAUAGGCAGAAUCAAUACAAGUUCUUAAUAAUGUAUAGUAUUGUGUGUAAUGUAAUCUACAGUAUCUUUAAUGCCUCUCUGAACACUUAAUGAGUGUCAGAAUGUGAUAACUGUAUGAUAAGUCCAAGGUUAACUGUUAUUGUAACAGUUUUUCCUUCAGUGAUUAUGUUCUAAAUUGCCUUUUUUUAUAGAAUUGUAUUGAUUCAAUAAAUGAAAUGCCCUCAUAUUGCAUUUGAAGAAGUGCAUGAAGGUGCUUAUGAUCAGUUUUAAACUGUUGCUAAGAACAAACUACAGUAUCUUUCCUGCAUUUAUAAUUUUGUCCUGUGGGUGUGUGUUUGGUUAUACAGUACAGUACUGUAUUUAUUCUUUUUGUUGGUGAUCAGAGUGAACUCAUUUGAUUUUCAUAAGUGAAAACAUCCACUCAGAGAAGAUACUGUGUAUGAUAAUACCUUUUGUAGGUUUUCAUAAAUGUAAAUAUUACAUUUUUUCUACAGAAUUGUAAACUGUUGCUAGUAAUGUCUUCAAAGUACAUUGCUGAAUAAUACCCCAUAGUAAGUGUGGAUUUUCUCUUAUACAUGGCUAUUUGAUCAUUGUUUGACCUCAUUAACUUAUUGGAACCUGUCAGUUUAGUUAGAGAAUCACACAGUCAUUUUGUUGCUGAUUCCAUCAGUAACUGUUAUGCAUUGAUAACAUUCCCUAGGAUUCUUGUUUUAAAAUUGGCAUGGCAAGACACUGACAGCUUGCAGUAUACUUAAGGAUGGUUAUGUUGUCACAACUUUUGUCCUGUAGCUUAUGUACCUGCAAUCUGUGCAGAGUGAAUACGAUUUGCGCACACUUGAUUAAUGUUUCCUAUGGAGUUAUGUAUUGUGUGAAUUAUGUUUAUUAUACUUGACAUAGGAGAUAUGUAUUGUGUGAGAUUGUUUAUUAUACUUAACAAGUCCAAGGGGCAGAAUUUUAAAUUCCCUUUUUGAGUAUCGUUGAAGACCCUUAUGUUGUGGAUGUUGGGGAUGAGGGUUUCAGAGUAAUUACUUGUAAUAUGACUGAUUACUCACUUUCAAUAGUACUGCAGCUAUAUUACCAAGGGCUUUCUCACCCUCCAUUCUCCCUCCCCCCUCACUGCCAUACUUUGUUUUCUCUCUCUUUUUUGCUGCAAAUAUUAUUAAUGUACACAAAACAAAACCUAAAGGAGAUGAAGAUGGAUGUCAUUACUCUCAUCUGUCAUACUUUGAGCAGAUAACAUGAUUAUGUAAAGCCCAAAUACCUAUGUCAAACGUAGUCCUCCAUGAUGAACCUACAGUUCUUAGGCUAUGAAGGUCAGUUACAUAUCCAGGUGGUUCUCCUAGGGUAGCUAAUACUGGAGGUAUAGUAGUAUUGUUCCUCUUUGGUCAGGCCACUCUGGAGAGCAGGAGUCCUUUCUUGAUGAAUUUGCUGUUGAUUCUUCCAUGCAGAAAUCUAAUUUAUUCAGGAAAGACAAAUUUAGUUAUAGAUACAGUGUCCAACACAAAUAAAUGUUGAUUAUCAUUACUCUGAACCCACGUGAGCACAGAAAAAAUUAUAAACGAGAUUUAACUCGGUACACAUUGAAAGCAUUUUGUAAUGAUUAGUCAAGAUUCCUUACUCUCACAACUGAGAGUUAUUUCUAGCUUUGGAGAACAAAUUGCACAGUUAUGUUAUUUUAGAUCACAAAUCUGGUGUACAGCUGAUAAUGAAACUACUGAAAAGAAUUUGUUUAAAGCUUUUCAAAAUUAUGUAUGAAUGAAAUUACGUAAAUGGCAAAAUAUUGUUUUUUAAUUAAAGUUUUUUCAUACGAUCCCAUUAUUCACAUAUGGCUUUUGCCUAUAAUCUUGUCCCCAAUGAUGUCAGGUUCACCAAUUUUUUUCUCAAAUGGAAGAAGGUUCUUUCUCCAGACAGGCCAUCUGAAUACACAGGUAUGCAUGAGUCAUAAACACACUUUAUUAGGACAGGGAUACAAGGAUUUGUCUUUCAUAUACGAGUAUCUUGGGCAAAAGCUGGUCCUGUUGUUGAAGCUUGGUAACAAGUUUGUUAGCUGGAUGUCGACCUCACUUUUCUUUUGGCCCAAGGCAUCUCCGUUGCUGCUCGGGUCGUGGAACUUACUCUGUUUUGAAGCUUUCAUUAUAAUUGUCAUAUAAUUGUCUCUGUUUGUUCAUUAUAUAAGGAAUACUUGAAUAAUGAAUUAAAAUUUCC
Messenger RNA from Macrobrachium nipponense, 2743 nucleotides. It is a transcript of the gene cni, whose product is annotated as protein cornichon homolog 1-like. Lineage: Eukaryota; Metazoa; Arthropoda; Malacostraca; Decapoda; Palaemonidae. Gene Ontology annotation, biological process: endoplasmic reticulum to Golgi vesicle-mediated transport. The coding region runs from base 77 to 514 and encodes 145 amino acids. The record is from RefSeq and is a predicted model, not a curated record. The transcript is spliced from 5 exons. Gene Ontology annotation, cellular component: endoplasmic reticulum membrane; COPII-coated ER to Golgi transport vesicle.